AGAAGGAGUUUGGCCCCCAGUCAGGUCCUCAAACGUAAACAAGGGGAGGAGGAUGAUGAUGAUGAAGAUGAAGAGUGGACGUGCACAGCGUGCAGCUGGCGUACCACACUGUUAUGCAGUACGUCAGCAGGCUCUCGACGGCCGAGCGAUAGAAGGUCACCAUCAGCUGCCUCUCCAGUCUGUUCUUCCUCAGCACCCUCAGGAAAUGGAGUCUCCGCUGGGCCUUCCGGAUGACCGCAGUUGUGCGCGUGACGUCACGGGUUGUGGAGCUCCUCACAUCUGAACAUUGUUUACAAUCAUGGCCAUAAGCAGCUAGAGCGAUUCAGACAGAGAAAGCGAUGAUUUCCCCAUCAAUUUGAGCGUGGAGGAGGAUAGUGAGAGUGAAGGACUAGAAAAAAAAGACAGGCUAGUGGGAGCAAUUAAGAUGUUAUUAGACACAUUUACUAGGAUAAUUCUGGAAAAUCCCUUAUGUGCUUAUUGUGUUGUAGUGAAAUUAUACUGUCGUACCUGAAAGUCAAAGGGGUGUGGUGACCGCCAGUGUCUCUGAGGGAAGCCACGUUUCUCAAAGAGGCGAAGCGAAGGCAGCCGGUCGGGCCGGGCUGAGCUUUUUUUCCCCCUCCUCCACGGUGGAAGCAUUCCACGUUCGGAACGGCCGGUCGGAGGAGGCAAGACAGUCCGCAGCUGCCUCUUUGACAGGUGCACGAUGAACGACGCAAGCUCUGCUCAUGUGUACGGAAAAAAGAAGCAAAAGUGAUGCAGAGGUGCGAGACCAUCACACGUCUCCGUUCAGGAAGCCUCUGACGCAGCUGAACGCUCGGCCGGAGUGUGCGGACGCCGACAAGCACGAGGAGUUCAUCCGUAGGAUCCUCUCCAAGCCGUUCAAGGUUCCCAUCCACAAUUACACUGGCCCGCUGGGAAUCCGAGCGCUCGGUCUGAAGCGUGCGGGCGUGAGGCGAGCGCUCCAUGACCCCUUCGCAGAGGACGCCCUGGUUCUGUUUGAGCCCCAGUUGCUCGGCGCCCACCAGCUGCUCAAAGCGGACAAGGACAAACUUCCCGUCCACGUCGUUGUGGAUCCCAUCUUAGGGAAGGUGCUCAGACCGCAUCAGAGAGAGGGGGUGAGGUUCCUGUGGGACUGCGUGACGGGCAGACGCAUUCCGGGCUCGUACGGCUGCAUCAUGGCCGACGAGAUGGGCCUGGGCAAGACCCUGCAGUGCAUCACCCUGAUGUGGACGCUGCUUCGCCAGAGCACCGACGCCAAGCCGGAGAUAGACAAGGUCAUCGUGGUGUCGCCGUCCAGUCUGGUCCGCAACUGGUUCAACGAGGUGGCAAAGUGGCUGGGAGGACGCGUGGCGCCUUUGGCCAUCGACGGAGGCUCCAAGGACGACAUAGACCGGAAACUUGUCAACUUCAUCUCCCAGCGGGGCCUCCGAGUACCGACCCCCAUACUCAUCAUCUCCUACGAGACGUUUCGGCUGCACGCCGAAGUUCUGCACAAAGGCCAAGUUGGACUCGUCGUCUGCGACGAGGGCCAUCGGCUGAAGAACUCUGACAACCAGACGUACCAGGCUCUUAACGCCAUGCGAGCCCAGAGGAGAGUGCUCAUAUCGGGCACACCCAUCCAGAAUGACCUGCUGGAGUACUUCAGCCUGGUCCACUUUGUCAACGCUGGCAUCCUUGGCACAGCUCAGGAGUUCAAGAAGCGUUUCGAGCUUCCCAUCCUGAAGGGUCGCGAUGCGGACGCCAGUGACAAAGACCGACAGAACGGCGAGGACAAACUCAAGGAGCUGAUCAGCAUCGUCAACAGGUGUUUAAUCCGGAGAACGUCCGACAUCCUGUCCAAGUAUCUGCCGGUGAAGAUAGAGCAGGUGGUCUGUUGCAAGCUGACCCCCCUGCAGACCGAGCUCUACAAGCGCUUCCUGAGGCAGGCCAAGCCCGUGGAGGCGCUGCAAGGGGGCAAGGUUAGCGUCUCCUCGCUCUCGUCCAUCACAUCGCUCAAGAAACUCUGCAACCACCCAGCCCUCAUCUACGACAAGUGCCUGGAGGGCGAGGAAGGUUUCGAAGGGGCUCUGGAUCUUUUCCCGCCGGGCUACUCCAUCAAAAGCGUGGAGCCUCAGCUGUCAGGGAAAAUGUUGGUCCUGGACUACAUUCUGGCCAUGACCAGGACGACCACCAGCGACAAGGUGGUCCUGGUCUCCAACUACACGCAAACACUGGACAUCUUCGAGAAGCUGUGCAAUUCUAGAAGGUACCCCUACGUCCGACUGGACGGCACCAUGUCCAUCAAGAAACGGGCCAAGAUUGUGGAGCAAUUCAACAGUCCAUCAAACCCAGAGUUCAUCUUCAUGCUGAGCAGCAAGGCGGGAGGCUGUGGACUCAAUCUGAUCGGCGCCAACCGCUUGGUCAUGUUUGAUCCCGACUGGAAUCCGGCCAACGACGAGCAGGCCAUGGCGCGGGUGUGGCGAGACGGCCAGAAGAAGACGUGUUACAUCUACCGACUGCUGUCUACGGGCACCAUCGAGGAGAAGAUCCUGCAGAGGCAGGCCCACAAGAAAGCCCUGAGCAGCUGCGUGGUGGACGAGGAGCAGGACGUGGAGCGCCACUUCUCGCUGGGAGAACUACGCGAGCUCUUUGCGCUCAACGAGGAGACCGCCAGCGACACACACGACAAGUUUCGUUGCCGCCGCUGCGUCAACGGCAUCCAGGCCCGCCCUCCCCCGCCGGAGUCCGACUGCACCAGCGACCUCUCCCAGUGGAACCACUGCUUGGACAAGAAGGGCCUGAGAGACCAGGUGUUGAAGGCCUCCUGGGACGCCGCCAUCUCUUUCGUCUUCCAUCAGCGCUCUCACGAAGACCAGAGGGGCGUCCUGUGAGUGCCUCCCUACAGACAUAUUUAUUACUUCACCUGUCUUUAAGUUUACAUCAAAACUCUAAAAUAAAGUUUGUUUGAAUAAGA
This is a messenger RNA of Nerophis ophidion (straightnose pipefish), 2953 nucleotides long. It is a transcript of the gene rad54l, whose product is annotated as RAD54 like. The record is from RefSeq and is a predicted model, not a curated record. Lineage: Eukaryota; Metazoa; Chordata; Actinopteri; Syngnathiformes; Syngnathidae. Gene Ontology annotation, molecular function: ATP-dependent chromatin remodeler activity; DNA translocase activity; ATP binding. Gene Ontology annotation, biological process: reciprocal meiotic recombination; double-strand break repair via synthesis-dependent strand annealing. Gene Ontology annotation, cellular component: nucleus. Bases 726 to 2870 code for a protein of 714 amino acids. The transcript has 18 exons.